Molecule: messenger RNA, 2654 nt
Organism: Dunckerocampus dactyliophorus (ringed pipefish)
Lineage: Eukaryota; Metazoa; Chordata; Actinopteri; Syngnathiformes; Syngnathidae
Product: drebrin-like protein B
Exons: 13
Coding region: 721-2571 (616 amino acids)
Biological process (GO): postsynaptic actin cytoskeleton organization; regulation of actin filament polymerization; neuron projection morphogenesis
Cellular component (GO): plasma membrane; lamellipodium; postsynaptic density
Molecular function (GO): actin filament binding
Source: RefSeq, a predicted model, not a curated record
UUUGCAUAAGUGCACUUGUGUACUAACAAUUUUGUGCACAUAAAUGCACUUGCAGACUUACACAUAAUAUUGUAGUUCAUAAGUGCACUUGAGUACGAACACUAAGUCUUUUGUGUGCAUAAGUGCACUUGUGUACUUACACUUAUUAUUGUGCAUUUAAGUGCACUUGUGGACUUACACUUAGUGUAUAAGUGUAACAGUGUAUAAGUGCGUUGACUCAAUAGGUUAAAAUGCAGUGCACUGAAAAUGGUGACUGUGCAGUGGUGGACACUCACCAAGGUCAGUCGCCGCCAUGUUGGCUACAUGUAUGCUAACCUUGGGGCUAAGGAGGGAGCGGCGUUGCUGGACGUGACCUGGUGAGCCCGUGUCAACAUGGCGGCCAGUGUGUAGAAAGAAUGUCACCAUGUGUGGAAAUCACCAUGGAAGAUGGAAAGUCCAGCACCACCUGUGGCUGGACUCUGAUGACCUGACCAGGAAUGAUCUUCCAUGGUCAAGCUUCUUUAGGAAAAGGCGUCGCUGAAAAGCCAAAGAAAAAGCAAAACACAGAGUUGACCUUUGACAUGAAGCACGGUGGCGCGUUGAUGUCAGAAGUGACGUUGAUGGCAAUCAUCACCUGAUCAAGAUGAGGUCAUGUGACCAGUGGUGCCUUCAAGCGCACCAUGCAAAUGUCAGUGCCAACGUGCCGUGUCCCCCUCCUGCCAAUCGCAGCUUGUUUUUGUGAUGUCAUCAAGCACGCGAGGACACGCCCCGGGCGGGCCGGGAAUGCGGCCCGUCUGGUUCUCCCCGAACAGGUUGGUCUGGAAGGGACGCUUCAAUCGGCGCUCGGGACGACCGGCGUCCCCGUCUUCUUGUCUUCCAGCGGCAAGCAACAUGGCUGUCAACCUGAGCAAGAACGGCGCCGAGCUGAUGGCGGCCUACAAGGACGUGGUGGACGGCCGCUCUGACACAAACUGGGCUUUGUUCACCUACGAGGGCAACAGCAACACCAUCCGACUGGCGGGAAAAGGAGGUGGGGGUCUGGAGGAGAUGGUGGAGGAGUUGAACAGCGGGAAGGUGAUGUACGCCUUCUGUCGAGUACAAGACCCCAACUCUGGGUUGCCCAAAUAUGUCCUCAUCAACUGGACAGGUGAAGGCGUGAAGGACUCCCGCAAAGGAAUGUGUGCCAAUCACCUGACUUCAGUAGCCAACUUCCUCAAGGGGGCCCAUGUGACCAUCAACGCUCGUGACGAGGAUGAUGUGGAGCCAGACGUCAUCUUGUCUAAAGUGUCCAAAGCAUCGGGAUCCAACUACAGCGUCCACAAAACAACACAGCAGUAUGGAGAUGCUCCCAGAGGACCUGUGGUGAGGACGCACACACACACACACACACAUUUGCAUGACAAAAGAAUAUUCCAGAUGUUCUCAUCAGGUUCCGUCUCGUUGUCUCAGGGUUCCGUUUACCGCAAAACAAACGCGGUGGAGGAAAUUCAACAAAUUGACAAAGACACCUUUUGGCUCCAAGCUCAGAGGGAGGAGGAGGCACGGCGUCAGCAGGAGGUGAAGAAGACAGACCUCCAGAGGCAAAGCUUGGACAAGGAGAGGAGGGACACGGAGGAGAAACAGACCAGGGACAGAGACAAGAGAGCCCACGAGAGAGCGGCGCUCAUCGACCAGCAAAGAAUGCUCCAGAAACUAAGAGAAGAAGAAGAGAGAGCAAAAGAAGAAGAGCGGCAGACUCAGCAGGAAAAGGAGAACGAGUGGACGGGGUACAACAUGGCUGCUCGGGUGCAUGCGGCUAACGAGGCUGAGGCCGUGAUCUCCCAGCGCUCCUUCAACCCUCGAGACGUCUUCAAGCAGCGGGAGCAGAGUUUGAACCUCGACUAUGGACGCGCGCCCUCCGCCCCCAGAGCGGGGAAGCUGCAAAGCCCCUUUUUGUCCCAAAAACCCUUUGAGACUCAGUGCGUCCUGCGGCCUCAGACUCCGCCUUCCCAGAAACCUUUUGAGGUUCCUGCCGACCUGCGGCCUCAGACUCCGCCCUUUCAGAAACCCCUGGAGAUCCAAAGCAACCCACACUCUUGGACUCCGCCCUCCUCGUCUCCUCCUGUCACAGCCUCGCCUGAUUUGUUUCACUCGCACGGCGGCGAGCCCGCCGUCACUCCGCCGCACGUGGCAGACGCGCACACGGCCGAGGAGGACGAUUGGUCAGACGAGUUUGACGAGGACAUGUACGAAGCCGCCCCGCGUGAGGCGUUCGCCGGCAGCCUGCUCGAGACGCUCACGGCGGGCCCCGCUGACGUGACGUUUCCUCCGGGUGCAGAUGGCAACAUGUACGAGGCGCCCCUGCCCGCCGACGAGCACCAGCGCUUUGAGGACGUCGCACAGGAUGCCAGCACGGCUGAAGAUGACGAUGGAGGACACAACAUUUGUGCCAAGGCCAUGUACGACUACCAGGCGGCUGAUGACACGGAGAUCACCUUUGACCCUGAUGACAUCAUCACGAGGAUCGAGAUGGUGGAUGAAGGCUGGUGGCGAGGGUUCGGCCCUGACGGCCAUUACGGAAUGUUUCCCGCCAAUUACGUGGAGCUCUUGUAGUGAUUGUCCAGAUAAACGUUGGCCUUGCGUCACGUGAGCGCCGUGCUCUUGUGCACACGUGUAAUAAACUUCUUUCAUCUCCA